Molecule: messenger RNA, 243 nt
Organism: Staurois parvus
Lineage: Eukaryota; Metazoa; Chordata; Amphibia; Anura; Ranidae
Source: the annotation of a GenBank genome assembly
UUAAUUGCCUCCUGGGUUUUUUAUUUUUUGCCAAACAAACCAAAAACAACUGAAAAUUUAGAAAGUUUUUUUUUCUUUUUUUGUUUUAAAAUUUUGUAAAUAAGUGAUUUUUUCUCCUUCACUGAUAUGCGCUAAUGAGGCUGCAGUGAUGGGCACUGAUGAGGAGGCACUGAUGAGCACUGAUAUGUGGCAUUGAUGUGCACUGGUAGGCACUGAUAUGUGGCACUGAUGGGCACUGGCAGG